CUCUCCCGGCUCUGCGCCCCCGGGCUCGCUAGCCCCGCCGCCCGGAGAAUUCGAGUUGAUAAAUGGACCCUAACCUCGGCCGGAAGAAACCAGAAAGGAGACUUCGUGAUCUUUGUGAGAGUCUCCACGCCCAGCUUUGCGCCCUGGACGCGGGAGUAGCGCGGGUUCCCUGAGGCGAGUCGCUUCACCUCCCGGAACCUCAAUUUCCAGUGUGAGGUCCGUGGUCCCCUGAGCCUCAGUUUCUUCCAAAAUGGUGAUGGCAGAUACUCCCACCGGACUGCUUAGUGGAAGCCAAGCUCCUGUUGCAUUGAUUACAAAUUAAAUGGGGAAGGUUCAUGAACCACCGAGUACCCGCCCACAAGAGGUACCAGCCCACUGAGUACGAGCAUGCAGCCAACUGUGCCACCCAUGCUCUCUGGAUCAUCCCCAGCAUCGUCGGCAGCUCCAACCUCUACUUCCUGUCUGACGACGACUGGGAGACCAUCUCUGCCUGGAUCUACGGCCUCGGCCUCUGUGGGCUUUUCGUGGUGUCCACCGUGUUCCACACCAUCUCCUGGAAGAAGAGCCAUCUCAGGAUGGUGGAACAUUGCCUGCACAUGUUCGACCGCAUGGUCAUCUACUUCUUCAUAGCGGCGUCCUACGCGCCCUGGCUGAACCUUCGGGAGCUGGGCCCCUGGGCCUCCCACAUGCGUUGGCUGGUCUGGAUCAUGGCCUUGGUGGGCACCAUCUACGUCUUUUUCUUCCAUGAGCGGUACAAGCUGGUGGAGCUGCUGUGCUAUGUCGUCAUGGGCUUCUGCCCCGCCCUGGUCAUCCUCUCAAUGCCCAACACCGAGGGCAUCUGGGAGCUGAUGACCGGAGGGGUCUUCUUCUGCUUGGGCACGGUGUUCUUCAAGAGUGACGGGACGAUCCCCUUUGCUCAUGCCAUCUGGCACCUCUUUGUGGCCUUUGGUGCUGGCACCCACUACUAUGCCAUCUGGAGGUACCUCUAUCUACCCAGCACCCUGCAGGCCAAGGUGUCCAAAUGAGGUGGCCCAGACCACACAGGACAGAGCAUCAUGAAAAGUGUGUCUGUGAACUUUGGUCCAGAGCACAGCACCCAGGCCCGUCUGCGUAUCCACGGGCAGAGUUUUUGAUGGGUCCAGGGCUACUUCUGGUAACAGCCAGAAUGUUCUUAGGGUCCCAGGUGAGAAAGAAAGCAUUUAGUCAUUUUGACAGAGGAGAAAUUAACCCUGUAACGUGUUUCUGUUCUAGGCAAGUGUUUCCUAAUACAACCAACAUUAACAUCCUCAGAAAAGGGAGCAGACACUGUCCUGGCAAAUGGGGGGACCCCUGGGCCCCUAUACGCUCUUUAAGGUCCUCAGAAGUCUAUUAGGGAGUUGGUGGAUUGUUUGUAUCCCGCUGGCCAGGGCCGCCUCUGCUACCAAAGUCCUGGCUGGGGAAUUGUUUCCCUGUUCAGGGAAAGUCACCCAUCCGUGACCAUAGCAGACAUCACCAAUCAACUGCAGCAUGGUGCGGAAUCAAGAUUCUUCUCUGGGAGGUGCUCUGGGCAGCCACAACCUGUCGACUCAGCACUCAUGAUGGCACCCCUUAGCCUUUCCUGUCUGAUAUGCUUUGCCGGGGGGAUCACAGCCAGACCAGUUAAAUGUCUCCACGUGGGGGAGCCUGCUUAUCUCCUGACACGACGCCUGUCCCUGUUGGGGAAACUCCUGGAGUGGGCCAUUUUGGGGCACUGAAGGGAGACUGAGGCAGACGGCAUGAGCAGCCCCGGCCUUCUGCUCCACCAUAGCUGAUUCUCUGUACAGAGGAGGAGUGAGUUGGUUGGGGAUGGGGAAGUGGUUACUUAGCCAUUUCUUCUGCUAAAAAAAUCCAGAGAAAUUAUCAGAGCCAUUCGUUCAGGGGGGCAGGCAGAUCCCAGGGACUUGCUCACCUGCUCCAGAUUUAGGGCUUGUGGUGCCAGCAUUCGGAUUCUUGCUUGGUGCCAAUCAGUGGCCCUUGGAAGCUCCUUGGAUGAGCCCCAGAGGGAAGGCCUCGCUAGUUUGAUAGGGAUCUGGGCAGAGCGUCCCCAGUGUUGGGGUACCCCCACCUCUGAACUCCCUAGGAGCCCACUGACAAGGCUUCCAGGGACCUGUCCUUGUAGCGUCCCCCAGGCCUGGGCUGGCCCCUCUGUAGCUUACACUUGGACAUUUACUGGGGACGGAUCCAGGCCCAGCUCCUGAGCUGAGUGGGAAUCUGGGAAUCUCUGAAUCAAGCAUCUCUCAAGGUAGACAGGCCUCAGGCUACAACUCCUAACCAGAGUUGGGUGGGCCAAGACAGGAUGCCUUAUGCUUAGUUCUAGCACCUUCCAAGGUAUUUCAGGUUCCAGCAUCUGGCCCAUGUACCGAAGCCAGUAUUAAAUCAUCAGACACAUUCCUCAGGCGGGUUCUGAGCUGGCAGAUGCUUUGGGGGUAAGCUUUGUCCCCUUGCCGUGUGCGUAUGUGUGUGUGUGUGUGUGCGCGUGUGUGCGUGCUUGUGUGCGUGUCUACACUGGCACUCCCAGAUUCUGGAAGUUGCCUUCGUCUGGUCUGCCCACUGUCAGUUGGGGUCAGGGUGGGAGGUUAGGGUGGGGAGAGGAAGCUUUGUGGGGGAGGGCCCCCUAGGGAGGGGCUUGCUGGUGAUGGGGGGGGACAGGGACACUGCAACAGUGAUCUGUGCCUGGGCCUGAGGUAGGGGGAGGGGUUCAUGUUUGCUCUGGGAAGCCAGUCAGGAGAUCUCCCAGAGUGCGGCCCCAGCACCAUGCCAAGCUGCUGUCCAUGAAGGUCGUGUCAUUGAGGUGCUGAUGGCACAAGGCCCUGUUACAGGACCGGGCUGGCUGGCCUGGGACACUGACCUGGGACAUCUUUAGUGGCUCUGGAGCUGAGCUCCUUAUGUGACACCUGCAUCUCCGUCGCCCCGCUCCUCCUGGCUACCUGAUCUUGCAUUUUCCCCAAGACAGCCUGCCCCUUCAUGAGGUGCUAGUUCACCCCUCAUCCACCCAUCUUAUUUCUCCAAAGCCCUGCUCAGGCAUCAGUAUCGAGGGACUUCUGGCCUUCCUCUGACUUAGCGGCUCCCUCCUGCUUCCCCCCUAACUCCUGCACCGUGCUUACCUGCACCGUGCCUUGGAGCUCUAUCCUUCAUCACCCCGGUCCCUGCACCUGCGCCCCACCCCAGGCGCUCUUUAAGGGAGGAGCUGUGUCUUGCUGGGCUUGUCAAAUCUGGCUGCUUCUGUUUGUGAGGCUUGGGCCAAUUCUUAACCUCAGUGUCCUCUGCUAUAAGAUGGGGAUUGUAAGGCAGCCCCUUGCAAGGUUGCUUAAAGAUUCGGUAGGGUAGUGAAUGUGGAACACCCAGCCUGGUAUGCUAAUUGGCUCCCUUAGCUGUCCACUUGGGAAGCAACCUUUGAUAAUGAAGAUGACCCUUCCAGGAGUGUCAGCUGUGCUGGCCAAAGCAAUGAAUCACUAAUGGUGGAAUUUCCGACUGUGGACAGGCUGGUGAGGACACUGUUCUGUAGGGCUUGACCUACAUUCCUUCCUCUGGCUCCUCUUCAGGAUGUUCCCCAUGAACCCUUUUUCUUCCUCAGCAUCAUUGUGAAAGUGCGUUUCCCAGCAUUCCAUUUCACCCAAACCUAGGCCCUGGACCUCCUCCAAAAUGUGUCACCAACAAUGCAGGGAAGGAAAAGAUGUUCCUCAGGCCAAUCCCUCCUGUGGGUAAGCAUUCCAGUCUGCGCACUGGGCAUGUGGGGUGGAGAGGGCAGGGCACUGGGAACCCAGAUGCCAGCUCCCUCUUCCUGGCCACCUUUGAGGCUGUCGUAUGACAGGGCUAUCCAGCAAAGCGGCUGUCAUGCCCCAGGGAGCCAGGGAGGAGGUCGGCAGGCCUCUUCGACACUCGGGGUGCUUCCGCAGCUGCUCCUGAGUUAGGCAGCACUGCUGGGGUGGGGUGGGGGACAGGCCUGGAGGUGACAGCCUGCUGACCGAGUCCCUUGGCCGUCAUCAGGGCCAGCCAAAGCAGGUGCGCUUGCUUGUGGAGAGACCUGCCUGCCAGCUGGCAGGAUUUCCCUGACAGGCCCUGAGCAGAGCUUGCCAAGGGCCGUCCCCAGGGCCAGCAUCCUCUCAGGCCAGGGGGCUUUAAGCCAACGGACCAGAGCCGCCUUUUUCCCUUGAUUGGAAAUUGUGCAUAGGGUGGGAGCAGGGCUGAGCGGCCUUCUCUCCAUCAGCAUCCGGUCAGGCUGGGGAGAACCCUAGGAAAGCACUGUGCGGGGGCGGGAUGAGAGUUGCGAGUGGGCCUAGACGGAGGCCCGCUUUAGGUGGUGGGAGGGGGCCCCGUGCAGUGGGGUGACGUGGUGGGCUUCCCAAGAGUGCUGCUGUCCUGGGUUUUCAGCGCACCGGGCUCUCUUCUCUAUAUUCGUCUGCAAACCUGCGGUGCUCCGAAUGUUUUCCCACAGCUCGGCUGAGCCCCUGCAUUUGUGGUCAGGCCCCCAUUGGGAAGCAGGGGCGGGGGACAGCUCAGGCGCUAAGAGGGGCAGGUAGAGCUCAGAGGUCUGGGAAAUGAACCUAGUGACUUAGUCAAGAAGGCACUUGUCACCUUUGCCACCACACACUGUGCAACCAGGUGCUGACAGGUGGGCUCUGGGAACCACAUCGUGGGGUCCUGAAAGAACCUGUGGCCGUCCCAGCAGCCGGCCCCACGUGAGUACACAAACACUCGCGGGUAUGGCCCACCGCAGGCGUGGGGGAAGGAGCAGAAAGCUGGGGAGGCAGAGGGGGCCUGUCCCGGGGGCCGGUCUCUGUGCUGGUGGCUUCAUAGACGCUCUGUCCGUUGAUUGACACAGUCCCCUCUGUGGGGUAAGGAUUAUUAGCUGAUUUUACAGAGCAGGAAGCCAGAGCACAGAGAGGUGUAGCGACUUCCCCAAGGGCACCCAGCAUGUAACCCGCAAAGCCAAGCUUUGAAGCCAGGACUGUCUAACCUCCAAGUGUCAGGUCCCACGGCCAGAUCGCCUGUUUCCAAAGACACCCACUGCCCCUCUGUCUGUCCUCCAGGGAGGAAUGCUGGGCUGAACAUUUUUAAUGAUUGAAAAACAAAACACUGGUAUGUAGCACUUGCUGAUUUCCAUGGUGUAAAUACUCCUGUGGCCGAUUUCAGGCGACCAGGGUGACAUCACUGAAGAUGUUGUGGGAGGGGAUGCCCGUGUCUGGCCCUCAAAAGCCCACACGGGCCUGCGCGGCACACCACUGCCCCACUGCUUCCCGCCUGUGCCCCUCAUGGAGCUGGCCAGGGGUGCCCGGGAUGCCGAGCUGUGAGAACACUCCAGACGCUGUGUGGGGCCAGGCCUGGCACUGAGCUGCCUGCGCGCUCCGCCGGGGGUCUGGAUCCUAGCGCCAGGCAGACCUGCUCCGGCUGCGGCCCUACCCAGCACGCAAGAUCCUUGGCUCCCUAGGGUUUGGCCAGGGAACCUUUGCGGGGAUUUGCUGAACCUCAGAUCCUGGCUGCCACAUGCCUAGGACUGCUGCUGAGUCAGCAGGUCAGGGUGGUGCUCUGGAGUCUGGACACCAUUCUGGAAGCCCCGCUCCAGAGCUCGUCUACUUUGAGGUCCUGCCCCGCAUGUCAGUGAUGGGUUUCCCGAGUAAGAUUCCAGAGGACAGACUCGCAUCUAGGGGCGGGGGACCUAACUGCCGCUUUUACUUUGGGCUCACUUCAUUUCCUAGAUUCACAGUAUUAAUACCCCUCAGCAGUCUGUGUUUCUAGACAGGCCGUUCCUGAAACUGGGCUCUGUCCCUAAUGUUUCACAAGCUCUGUGCCAAGCCCUGUGAAUUACGUUGUCUUUACGAGCACUCUGCGAGGUAGGGGGACCCCAUUUUACCGAUUUGGAGACUAAGGAUCAGAGUAACUCAUCCAAGGGCACACAGCUAGUAAGUGGCAGCUCUGGGCUCUCCCCCACUCCACUGUCUGCUCCCUAAGACACUGGCAAGUCCAGUUUAGGGUUCCCAGCCUGUGGAUAGGAGCAGUUGAAAUGCUGGUGGGCUCCAUGUUUUUGCUUCAGCUGGCCCGUGUGCUCUGAACGGUUAUACCGAAGGUCUGAGGCUUUGUUCACUGGCCCUAUGUUCAAACUAGUGUUGGAGAUGCUGGCAGAAGCUCCCAGUCAGGCUUUCAAAAGAUGCUCAUUUGGGAGAAUGUGUAGCCAUAUGGCUCCUAGUGGCAGGGUGGCUGGGAGGAGUGCUGCUGCCCCAGCCCUGGGCUUACUCCCAGGACAUUCUCUGGCCCGAGGCUAUAAGGCUCAGCCCAGGAACUGGAUUCCCUUGAAGGGCUCCAAGCCACAUGUCCCCAUGGGACACCCUGCCUGUGCACAGGUGCUGGGCAGGGAUCUGUGGACCCCAGGCUGGGAGGCUAAGUAGCGGGACCUUGAACAUGAGGCAGGAGGGGUGGGACAGCUCGGUUUUGUACCCAGAGAGUGGGGGUGAGAGCAGAGGAGUGACAUGCCCGGGGCACAGAGCCGGGGAGAGCGGGGCCCCUCCCACACCUCUCUCUUUCCUUCCCUGGGCACCGUGGCCCGUCUUGCCCCCUCCAGCGACACAACGUGCAGAAUAUACGGCCUCUCUCACGGCCCGGCACAGGUGGCGUGGGGCCUCUGGGUCUGGCAGGGGGGAAGUACCAGCCCUCCCCCGUGGCCUUGUUUCCCACAUGUGAAUGUCGUGCACUUGAGCUUGCCACUUGCUGUGUGACUGGGGGCACAUUACUUACCCUCUCUGGGCUUCCAUCUGGUCAGCUGUAAAAGGAGCUGGUGGUCCAUUUCCAGACUGGGCAUGUCAGGGAUGGGCGCAAAGCCCAGACUGGUGGGCUGGGCUGGCUUGACUUGGCACGGCAGACGCUGCCCCAGUUUGAGGUGAGGUCCCCUGGGGGAGCGGAGGGUGGUGGACCCAGCUUCUCUGAGCAACACUGAGACCCCCGUCCAGUCACAGACUCCUCGGAUGGAUACAACGUAGGGAAAAUAAACCCAAACGGGCUGAGCAACACCAGCCACCGUGUAAGGGAGUGCUGUCUGUAUAGCAGCCAUUAGGUGCAGACGGCUAAGGCAAUUAAAAUGGAAUAAAAAUAAAAACUCAGUGCCUCAGUGGUACUAGCCACAUUUUAAGUGCUCAAUAGCCACAUGUGGCCAGAGGUUACCGUUUUGGACAGCACAGAUAAGGACAGUCUUCACCCUCCCAGAAAGUUCCAUUAGACAAUGCUAGCAGAUCAGUGUUUCUCAAACCUUUUUUUUGGUUGUGGAAUCACUUCGUACUCUUAAAAACUGUUGAGGAUACCAAAGAACUUUUGUUAUAGCUACAUCUAAUAUUGACAUUCACAUACUAGAAACUAAAACUGGUAUAAUUUGAAAGUACCUAUUAAAUCACGCAAAGAUAAACUCAUUACACGUUAACAUCAGUGACAUAUUUUUCUAUUAAAAAUAACUAUUUUUCCAAACAAAAAGAGACUUAGGAGGAAGAGUGGUAUGGUUUCACGUUCUUGCAAAUCUCUUGGACGUCUGACUUAGCAGAAGCCCACAGGGCUCCCCUGCCUGUGUUUUCGUGAGUGUGUGACCAUGCCAUAGUCUCUGGAAACCUUUGCCGGAAGACAGGACAAUGUCAUAGUGUUAUUACGAAAACAGCUUCCCCUCGCGAGCCCCCGAAAGGACCUUGGGAGACCAACAUCGUGGAGAACCACUGAUCUAGACUUUUCCCUUUGUUUUAUAACAGGUCACAAAUGCCGCGCAAGGGGUCGAGAUCUCAGACCAACACUCUCUUCGUUUCAGCCCGUUUUGGCUGAACCUGGAGACGUGGGCAGGACGGGGAGGCAGGAGGGGUGUGAGCAACCGUCUGAGCGCCCGGCUGAGGGUGGGCCUGCAUCUCCACUGACCAUGCUCAGUGCCCAACUCCAUACCCUGUGCUUGGUCAGUGCUCCAUGCACAUUUGUGGGGGGAGCAGGGAGGGCUUGGUCUCCUCCUCUUCCGAGGUUGGGAAGGUAUGGCUAGGGAGCCUCGUGGAUAUGUUAGCCCUUUGCAUCUAGGGCUGGGCAAGUUCCCAACCAUGGUCCGCGUGGACACUGCCCUGGCCUUUACUCUUGGCGAGUCUGAACAUCAGAGGACAAGCCGGAGUGCUAGUAGGGGGCUCCUGGGCUGAGUUUUCCCAACUCUGGUCUGUAGUGGGUUUGACUCUGCUCUGGGGGGUCCUAUGCCUGGGCACUGCCCAAGAGCUGGUUUAUCUGGAAGAUUUGGAGCAGCCAGCUCCAGCUUCAGCAUGGGGCGUGAGCUGUGGAGGAGGGAGGGGAGCACGGACCUGUUCUGCAGGUGGUCUAGUUGGUGCGGGGGUGCAGAAGAGGGAGGUGCGGGCUGGGGAGGGGUCCCUGCCCAUGGUGUGGCUGCUCGGGCCUACAGCAUGCCGUCCAACACUGUCCACUGCCUGUGGGAGACAGGAAGCCCUGGAGGUAUUGGGGUGCUCUGCAUGCUUCUGGCAUCCUGGAGACCAGUGUCAAAUAUCCCGGGUAUGGCAAGUCGUUCAACCAUGAGGGCUGUGACAUUGGCCUCGGUGGCAAUGUUGACACCACGGGAAUCAGCAAAGGCUACAGAUCAGAGCCCAGUAUUUCUGGAGAGUUUAUUUUACCGGCGUGCUGCCGGCCUGGGUAUACCUCUCCGCAUCACACCCCCCUCUUUAUCACCGUGGCAGGCAAUACACACAUGGUUCUGAACGUGUGCCCAUUCACGUUCUUACAUGCUUCGCCCAGCAAAACCGGCUAGACAGGGACACUGAGGCCGUUUGGAGAGGCUGCGUGCUUGCCCAAGAUCAUCCAUGGUGCCGGGCAGGGCUGGGGUCCACGUCAUGGCCCUGGGGUGUCACAUCCUCCUCCUUCCGCUGUCUUGCUCCCCAAGAACUGAGCUCUGGGGUAGGGCAUGAGGCAUCUCCUUACUACCCUCUGGGGCCCUGUUCUUCUGACUCGAGCGAUGCCAUCCUUUGGCGGCUCCGUUCCUGCCCUCAGUCAGUUUUGCCUGAGCCCUGAGAGGCCUGAGGAGGAAAAGCGGGUGUUCUCUGCUUCUGCCUUUGGGAACUAGCCAAGGCUGGGACUCUUUCCAGGGGGCGAGGACACUGGAGCCCAAUGCCUCCCAUGGGGUCUGGCCGCCAUUGAGCCCUGAGCUGGGGAGUGGCCCUUCAUCACUGGGGCCCAGUGGGCAGUGGGGUGCAGCCACGGCUGGUUAGCCCAGGUUUUCGCAGAGUCUCUCUGCCCACACAGCCUCAGCUCACAGGUGUCCUGACACCUUAUCUUUGUAAAGUCGGCCUCAUGAUGGGCUCUCAAACCUACCUGUACCCUCGUUGUGGCGUUGGGGCGGGGUCCCACAUCCCAGCUCCGGCCCAUCAUGAGGAUCGGGCUGCAGGCUGCAUGGGUCAGCUGUCCUCCAUUUAUUCCCAGACCUCAGUGUUUUCCAAACCUUUUAGAUCAUUACCCAUCAUAAGAAAUGCAUUUUACACUGUGAUUCCAGUUUACAUGUCCGUCGCUGAAACAGGACCUACUUGUGGGAUGCACUGGGGGGUUUCCUACCCUGCCCUAGCCAUCCUACCCUCAAGUUGCUGAUUGCAACCCACUGAAUUACUUCCAUCAGCUCUGGAUAUUGUUCUCGGUGAUUCGGUCCUGGGAAGGCGUGGGCGUGGGUACUAGGUACUUAGUGCCUAUUUGCGUAAUUGGCGGG
Molecule: messenger RNA, 9721 nt
Organism: Ailuropoda melanoleuca (giant panda)
Lineage: Eukaryota; Metazoa; Chordata; Mammalia; Carnivora; Ursidae
Gene: MMD2
Product: monocyte to macrophage differentiation associated 2
Exons: 8
Coding region: 336-1025 (229 amino acids)
Cellular component (GO): membrane
Molecular function (GO): pore-forming activity
Source: RefSeq, a predicted model, not a curated record